UGAAGACCAUUUCAAUCUCCCGUAUCUCAUAUUUUUCAUCAAGAGACAUGAGUGAACAGAAGCGUACUCCCCGAUUGAAUGAAAGGAUCCUGUCUUCUUUAUCAAGGAGAUCCGCUGCUGCUCAUCCUUGGCAUGAUCUUGAGAUUGGACCCGGAGCUCCCCAAGUUGUCAAUGUGGUGAUUGAGAUCACAAAAGGAAGCAAAGUGAAAUAUGAACUCGACAAGAAAACUGGACUCAUUAAGGUUGAUCGCAUCUUGUAUUCAUCUGUGGUCUACCCUCAUAACUACGGAUUCAUUCCGCGCACGUUAUGUGAAGAUAAUGACCCUAUGGAUGUACUAGUCCUCAUGCAGGAACCUGUGCUGCCUGGAUGUUUUCUUAGGGCAAGGGCCAUAGGACUGAUGCCCAUGAUUGACCAGGGCGAAAAAGAUGACAAGAUUAUUGCAGUAUGUGCUGAUGAUCCAGAAUACCGCCACUACACUGAUAUAAGCCAGUUACCCCCUCAUCGUCUGGCUGAGAUUCGUCGAUUCUUUGAGGACUACAAGAAGAACGAGAACAAGGAGGUAGCUGUUGAUGAGUUUCUGCCUUCAAAAACUGCUCAUGAGGCCAUCCAAUACUCAAUGGAUCUUUAUGGUGAGUACAUCAUGCAAACUUUGAGGAAUUAAAAAGCCAGAUAUUGGCAUUUUACACUUCUGCUGCUGGUUGGCCUGAUUUUUAUAUGAUAACAACUUUACUAUAACAUCUAUACAAUCAAAGUUUACCGAUUUUCUCAUUUAUGGAGAUGAUAAAAGAACGUGUCCUUUAAUUCAUAUUUACUCUUAUUAAUGGUAUUGUGAUUUGGCAUCAAACGAUUCUUGUAUCUUCCAAUGUAGUGUUCGUUUUCCAUUCA
Messenger RNA from Erigeron canadensis, 886 nucleotides. RefSeq names its product soluble inorganic pyrophosphatase 1. The transcript has 9 exons. Gene Ontology annotation, biological process: phosphate-containing compound metabolic process. NCBI's taxonomy places the organism in Eukaryota, Viridiplantae, Streptophyta, Magnoliopsida, Asterales, Asteraceae. Gene Ontology annotation, molecular function: magnesium ion binding; inorganic diphosphate phosphatase activity. The record is from RefSeq and is a predicted model, not a curated record. The coding region runs from base 48 to 662 and encodes 204 amino acids. Gene Ontology annotation, cellular component: cytoplasm.